Adineta steineri is the source of this 5472-nucleotide messenger RNA. The record is from the annotation of a GenBank genome assembly. NCBI's taxonomy places the organism in Eukaryota, Metazoa, Rotifera, Eurotatoria, Adinetida, Adinetidae.
AUGAUUCAAUUUAAUUGUGAUGGUUCACUUUCGACAACUACAAAAUGGAUAAUAAAGAAUUGUACUUCAACUAGUUGUUCAGUUGAAAUUCUAUUAAAUGAAAAAGUUAUAACAACAUUUAGUGAACUUUAUAUUCCAUCAAGAACUCUUGAUUAUGGUGUUUAUCAACUAACAUUAACUGUAACAAUGAUUGAUUCACCAAAUUUAAAAUCAUCAUCUUCAGUUUAUGUAAGAAUAACUGCAACAGGUAUAACAGCAAAUCUUGUUCAAUUAGGAACAUCUAUGAUAACACGAGGUGAUCAACAAGAUCUUUUACUUGAUCCUGGAACAUUUUCGGUUGAUCCUGACGAAGAUACAUUUGAUGCAACUAAAUGGAAAUAUACAUAUUAUUGUCGAAUUUAUGAAUUACAUAAUUUUCCAAAUAUACAAGGAAUAUUAUUAUCAAUCGAUGAUUCAAGAGUUGAUCCUUAUAAUCCAUCAUGUUUGUCAAAUCGAUCAGGAAAUGGAACAGGAUUGGUAUUCGGAAAUCUAACUUCAUCACCUAAUUCAUCUCUAACAGUUCUCAGUGGUUCACUUCAACUAAAUCAAAUCUAUCAAUUUAUGGUCUACAUGGAGAAUCGUAAAAAUUCUUCUAUUCAAGCAACAGGUUAUGUACUUGUUACAAUUGAAAUUACUCAUCCACAACUGAUUGCUGUUGGUUGUGUAAUAUCACCAAUGUGUGUUCCAAAUCUUGAAUUUCAACUUCUUAAUCCAACAACACAAGUUGCUUUAUUUACUGUGUGUAUUGGAACUUGUACAAAUCUUCAAAGUAUUAAAUGGAAUAUUUAUCAAGGAUCAGACAAUUCAACAUCUUCAAAUUCUACUCAAUGGACUUUAUUUAAUCAAACACGUUCAUAUGAAAAUAUUUGGUUUUUUUGGUACAAAUACAAUCUUUGGCGUUUUGAAGUUGUUUAUACAUUUCUAUCCGCAAUAAGUACAAGUGCAUUGAAUUUUAUUAUUAAUCAACCACCUGCAAAUGGUUCAUGUUCAAUCGAUCCUCUUGGUGGUACUAUAACUACUUUAUUUACUAUUGAGUGUCCAGAUUGGUAUGAUGUAGAUGGAAUACAAGAUUAUUCGUUAUAUGCAUGGACAACAGACAUAUCACAACGAACAAUAAUUGCAUUUUCACCAGAAGAUAAUUUUCAAGUUCGAUUACCAGCUGGUGAUAAUAAAACUUCAUUACUCAAUCUUGUUGUUUAUGUUCGAGAUCUUGCCGGUUCUAUUACACAAGUGAAUAUAUCUUCUGUUAAUAUUAUUGCAGAUUUGGCAACAAUCAAUGAUUUAAUUGAUGAAGUAACAAAUUUAUCGAGUACGAUAACAAAUAAUCCUAUUGUUCGAUUACUUUCAAGUGGAAAUCAAAAUAUUGUUGGACAAAUGAUCAUUUCAUUAUCACAAGAAUUCAAUCAAAUGAAUAAUGACAAUUUAGAUAAAGCUAUUUCAAGUGGAAUACCAGCUGCAACAGUUUUAGUAUCAUCAUUAGGAAGUUCAAGUUUACAACAAAUUUCAAUACCAUUGAAUGAAUCAGCAUUGAUUAAUUAUAAUAUACAAAUAAAUUCUCUAGCAAAUGUUCGAGAUUACUUAGUAACAUUUAUAACUAAUCUUCUCAUAACAACAUCAAAUAGUAUUAUAUUACAAUCAUCAUCAUUAGUUCAAUUAACUCAAUCAACAAAUCAAUUAACACGAAAUACUUUAUUGCUCGUAUCAAAUAGAUGUUAUGAAUUAUCUGCUGCAUUGUAUUCAAUGUUUGAAAAAAUCUCCUAUGAAGAUGCUCAAUCAGCAUCAAAUCAACUUUUUCAAUGUGCUUCAAAUAUUUUAAAUGCUGUGAAUGGACCAUUACAAGGACGAACAGAGGUACUUGAUUUAGAUAAUUCCCGUGCAAAUGUCAUAUCUACUGAUUAUGAUACUGAUCUUGAAUCUGCAUGGUCAAAUUUAAAUUUAUUUUCUGAUGGAAAUGAUUUUUCUACUGAAACAAUUGAAAAAAAUCGAAAUAUUUAUUAUCAAAAACAAUUAGCAAAUCAAAUCAAUAGUCAAGUAACACAAAUGAUAUCAUUACUAACUUCUUCAUUAAAUAUUCAUUUAAAUAUUGGUCAAAGUUCACUAAUGAAUACAUCUCAAUCAUUUAUAUCAUUAGAAACUAUAUCAACUGAAUCACUCAAAGAUAGACUUGUGAAACAAGUUGAAAAUGCUCAAUUUAAUAUUCCAUCAGAUUUUAUUUUAAACACAACGUCUAAUUCUUCAAUUUCACUUCGAACAAAAAUAGAUCCACUUGCUUCAUUUGGAAAUUUUCAAAAUACAAAUCUUUCGAGAGCAAUUUCACUUUCAAUUAUUGAUCAAAAUGGAAAUGAAGUUUCCUUUCAAGCCCAUCAAAAUAAUCCAAUACAGUUGAUUAUUCCUCGUGAUCCAAAUCUAUUAAUUCCAUCAAUGUAUUUACAAAAUGUUACAUCAAUUAAUUCAACUAUUAAUAAUUUAUUAUUUAAUUAUCAUUAUAUUAAUAUAACAAGUUCUCUCCCGAUUUCAGUUCAUUUUGAAAUUCAUUCUUUAAAUCGAAGUCUUGCUUAUUUAUUUAUUUAUAAAUUUGAUCAAACACCACAAUUAAAUAGUACAAUUAAUCUUAUUGAUGGAUGGACAAUGUUUUGUCCUUUCAAUUUAACCAAUGAUGAUAUAUAUCGAUAUUUUAUUGAUAAUCAACAAACACCUGGUCAUCAAUCAUUAAUAUUUGGAAUAAGAGAAUUAAAUUCAACAGAAACUAAUAAUUAUUGUUUAAAUAAUUCUUCAAUAAAUACGUCUUUACCAAUCACCGAUGAAUCAAUUAAUUUUACAUCAAAUUAUGAACUUCUUAUAUAUACAUCAGGUUGUUAUUAUCUUGAUGUAAAUAAUAAUUGGAAAUCAGAUGGAUUAAUUGUUGGGUCAUUGACAAAUCUGUAUGAAACUGAAUGUCUCUCAACUCAUUUGACAUCAUUCGCUGGUGGAUUUAUUGUUUUACCUGCACCAAUUAAUUGGAGUUAUGUUUUUGCAAAUGCUGAUUUUAUGAAAAAUAAAACAGUUUAUUUAACAAUGAUAUUUACUUCGAUAAGUUAUAUUAUUUUAAUGAUUUAUGCACGUUUUAAAGAUAAGAAAGAUUUUGAAAAAUUGGGAGUAACACCAUUAGCUGAUAAUAAUAAAUCCGAUCAUUAUUAUUAUCAAAUUCUUGUUUUUACUGGUCAACGAACAAAUGCUGGAACAGAUUCAAAAGUUUAUUUUGUUUUAUCGGGUGAUAAUGAUCAAACACAAAUUCGAUUAUUUUCUGAUCCUCAUCGAAAGAUUUUUCAACGUGGUGGAAUUAAUUCUUUUAUUAUUGCUGUUCCAAAAUCAUUGGGAUUAUUGGAUUAUAUUCGUAUUUGGCAUGAUAAUUCAGGUGAAAGUUCUUCAGCAUCAUGGUAUUUAAAAUAUAUUAUUGUUCGAGAUUUACAAACUUUGGAUAAAUCUUAUUUUAUUUGUCAACAAUGGCUUGCAGUUGAAAAAGAUGAUGGACGAAUCGAACGAGUUUUACCAAUUGCUACUUAUCAUAGUGUGUCUGAUGGUCAUCUAUGGUUUUCAAUAUUUUCUCGUCCACCAUCAAAUAAAUUUACACGUGUUCAACGAUGUACUUGUUGUUUUGUUUUAUUCUUUACUUCAAUGUUAAUUAAUAUAAUGUAUUAUGAUUUAUCAAAUGAAGCGAACGCAUCAAGUGAAACACACAGUGGUGCAUUAUCAAUUGGUCCUUUUUAUAUAGCACCGCAACAGAUUGGAAUUGGUAUAAUGGUCGAAUUAUUUACAUUAAUUCCAAGUCUCUUAAUUGUACAAUUUUUUCGACGUAUUCGACCUCGUCGACAAAUUGCACCAAUACGUGAAGCAUUAUAUAAGAUGAAACCAUCUCGAAAAACUUCGGAAGAUAUCCCUGCAAUCAAGAAAAAAAAAUCUUUAAUAACAUUUCCUUGGUGGUGUUUAUUUAUUGCUUAUGGUCUUUCAUUGAUAAUUAUUGCUGUUUCAAUAUUUUUUAUCAUUGUUCGAGGAAUUGAAUUUGGUGAUGUCAAAACUCAACAAUGGUUAACAUCUGUUCUUACUGGUUUUUUCUCAUCAGUUAUUUUCACUCAACCUAUUAAAAUUAUAUGUUUGGCUAUAUUCUUCAUAUGUUUUUGUCGAAAUUCAAAAGAUGAUAAAGAAACAAGUGAAUAUAUAAAUGAAGAUGAUGAAUUUAAUAUAUCUAAUGAUGAGGAAUAUCUUCAUUCACUUGAGUAUCGCUCCAUAUUUUCUUCUCAAUCUCGAAAAAGUAUUAAUCGUCUGAAUGAAAAUGAAGUUAUUUAUGCACGUGAUCAACGUUUAAAAGAAAUUCAAAUGUGGGCAAUUAUUCGAGAAUUUAUUAUUUGUUUCAUAUUUGCCAUAUUAGUGUUUGUAAUAACUUAUUCAAGUCGUGAACAGCAUAGUUUUUCUCAAGUCAAUCAUUUACGAGCUUAUUUUCUCAAUGAAAGACAAACGACUGCUGAUUAUACUGAAAUCAAUACAAUCGAUGACUAUUGGUAUUGGUUAGAAAAUAGUUUUGUUUCAAAUAUUCGUGCACAACAAUGGUAUAAUGGAAACAUUCCACAAUAUUUAAAUGGAUUUUUAAAUGAUAAAUCCAGUCGAUUAAUUGGUUGGGCAACAAUGAGACAAUUACGUGUUAAAUCAGAAUUAUGUCUCGAUCAACGUGUUAUUUCAAUAUGUGAAGAUAGUUAUAGUUUUGCUAAUGAAGAAACACAAUUAUUUCAACCAGGCUGGACAAAUCAAACAAUAGAAGAUGAAGUCUAUAGUUCAUCGAUUAUGAACGCAUUUAACUAUUCUACGAGUGAUGAAUUAGAUACAUAUUCGUAUAUAGGUGAAUUUGGGACAUAUAGCGGAGGUGGUUAUGUCUAUGAAUUUCGUGGUCGUUUAUCUGAUAUGAAAACAAAUCUAUCUACACUUCAUCAAUUAGAUUGGAUUGAUGAGAAAACAAGAGCUGUUUUUAUUCAACUAACAUUAUAUAAUCCAAGUGUUCAAUUAUUAACUGCAAUUACUUUACUUGCUGAAUUUUUACCAACAGGUGGUAUUUAUACAACAGCCCAUUUUGAACCAAUUAAUUUCUACACAUUUACAUCAAUAUUACAAUUAGUUUGUACAAUUUUCUACAUAUUUUUUAUUAUUUAUUUUAUGAUAAUUGAAAUUCGAUUAUUAUUUGAAUUAAGAUUAAAAUAUUUUCAUCAAUUUUGGUCCAUAAUUCAAUUAGGUAUCAUUGGUUGUUCAUUGGGAAGUAUUGUAGUUUAUUUUUGGCGUUUUCAAGAAGCUAAUCGUAUAAGUCAAUUAUUUGAACAAACCAACGGAUAUGUUUAUAUCAAUUUACAACUUGCAGUUUAUGUUAAUGAUAUUUUAACAUUUCUUCUUGGUUAUUGUUGUUUUUUUUAG